AUGGUGAGCUCCGCGUCCGCGGCUAAGGAACUCCGAGACCUCUCCUUCAGCGACGAGGCCAAGGACAUGACGGCGUUUGCUAGCAUCUUGGACUUCGUCAAAGACCUUCUGGCCAGGAGCCAGUCGCAAAGGCAGCGCCUGCCUCCCGCCGAAAACAUCAACUUCACCAGUGAUGUCCUUGGGACGCUGGACAGGAUCGCCCACAACACUCGUUCGCUCUCCUGGAGGGAGGACAGUAACCAGUCGCCCGUGUCCGCUUACCUUCCCGGUUUCGAUGUCCAGAGGAAGAAGCACAGGAUUGCCAGCGAGAUCAUGCGCGAGACGGAGAUGGUUGCUGAACAGCUGAGCUGCUUCUGGGCUUCCUCGUCCAUGGACUCGGACAACGGCACCGCCGAGAACCGAACAGGCGUCUUCAUUCGGAAAGAGAACAUCGAACUGAAGACCUACUGGUUUCCGUUCAGCGGUACAGAGGUGUGCUUUCCUGACUGCGAUGACGGCACUGAAACGGCGAUAAGAAUAGAAGGUGGUGCAGUUUCCCUGGAGGGGUUACCCCAAGUUUGCGGAGAUUCAGCGUACGUGGGCUUUGGGACGAUCUUCCGAAACUUUGGCGACCUUCUGCAUCCGACAACAGCCGUCCUGCCCAAGUCUCAGCAAGAACCGCCCGGCAAUUUCGUGGUGAAUUCAGCCCUGGUUGGGUUUUCCUUCGGCCGGCAAAACAGCUCGCUUCUGUUCGAAAAGAACAUUGUGACCGCCACGCUAUCCCACUCGGACGGUCAACUCCGCGGACGGGUCAUCUGUGCCUUCUGGAACUUCUCAAGGAAUAAUGGCACCGGUGGAUGGGACGACGGAGGCUGCGAGGUCGACUACUGGGCCUCCGAUUUCCAGAAGACCACGUGCCGAUGCAACCACCUCACCAACUUUGCCGUCCUCCUGGACAGGACUGGGCAGAUGGAAGACAGUAUUCCCCUCAAGGUCCUCACCAUAGUUUGCUCCGUCCUGUCCAUCAUUGCCCUUAUGCUUACCAUGGCCUGCCUUCUUUGUCUCAGGAACCUUCACUGCCGAAGGAGCACCAUUGCCUGCAACACUUGCUUCUGCCUCCUCGUAUCAAACCUAAUCAUGAUGAUGGGCUUCGAGCAGACGUAUUCACACAGCGUCGCUUGCAUGGUGACAAGGAGUAUUCUCUUGUGUGUCUUGCUCUCUGCUUUCAUGUGGAUGCUGCUGGAAGGCUACCACUUGUACCGGAUGCUCGUUGUCGUCUUCAACAACAACCAAAUUCCGGUGUCGUGGUUCUACGCCGUUGGCUACGGGAUUCCAUUGGCUAUUACUACAGUGGCAACGCCUCUGACCAGCAGUAACUUCAGACCUAACUUCUGCUGGUUUGUUGGUGAAGAUAUAUUCUACUUCUGUGGACCAAUGAUUGUUGUCAUCAGUGUAAAUAGUGUUCUACUGGUGAUCGCUCUGAUUUCGGCGUCGAAGGUGAAGAUAAAAGCCCAGCAACGCUCCCCCGACAAAAUUGGGUCAUGGUUGAAGGGAUCGGCUUCCUUGAUGUUCCUGCUUGGUAUCACGUGGGUUCUUGGACUUCCCCUGUUGGCCGGCAACGUGAUACCUUACAUCGGCUACGUCUUCACUGCAGUAAAUGGUUCGCAGGGGGUGGCCAUGUUUGCCUUUCACAUCGCCUGCAACGACAAAGCCCGAACGACGCUCAUCAAGAUGUUCAAAAAGAAAACACGUGGCACGGCUUUCGGCAAGACCGGCGGUGGUCAGGACAAACGUGGCAAGAAGGCCAUCUUGGGUGGAAGCAUCGGCAGUCAGUCGUCCACCAAGAGCACGCAGCUGAACAGCACCGACUCCCUGGAGAAGCCUUGGGCUGGCCCCUCGGGCGGACCCAGCUUCUAACUGGGAAUGCGCCUCCCAGUGUUCUCAGUAUACACGAUGAACUUGAUUUACGAAAAAUGCCUGUGUGAAAGA
Ixodes scapularis (black-legged tick) is the source of this 1968-nucleotide messenger RNA. RefSeq names its product latrophilin-like protein LAT-2. The coding region runs from base 1 to 1896 and encodes 631 amino acids. Gene Ontology annotation, cellular component: membrane. Gene Ontology annotation, biological process: adenylate cyclase-activating G protein-coupled receptor signaling pathway; cell surface receptor signaling pathway. Lineage: Eukaryota; Metazoa; Arthropoda; Arachnida; Ixodida; Ixodidae. The record is from RefSeq and is a predicted model, not a curated record. The transcript is spliced from 15 exons. Gene Ontology annotation, molecular function: G protein-coupled receptor activity.